GCAUGUCUAGCAUUUGAAAUGAAUAUCAGCACAGUCUUCUAGUUAUGGUCAUAGAACAUGAAAAGGCUUCAAGACCUUAUCAUUAAAUGUGCAGAACAGCACCUAAACCAAGUAUGUGUUGUCUUUGAUCCUGGUCCAAAAGCUGGAGAAGAAAUCCAAUUAAAUAUGGGCUGUCAAAAUACCAACUAUGCUGAUAAUUUUUGUAAAUACAAGCAUUACACAUACUCUACUUUGAUUGAAAAGAGUCUGGGGUUCAAACAAGCUCUUGAAGAAGUGCAAAUAAAUGGACAAAUAGUUGCUGUGUGUUUAACUGAAAGUCUUGAAGUCCCUAGUCUAUUGCUUGGGUUACUGUCAUGUAAUUGUGCCUUCUACCCUAUCCAUUGCGAUGGGAUCGAGUACACCCUUCAAGCUCUAAAUAAAGUUGGGGCAUCCAGUAUAGUUGCUCAUACAUGUUUGAAGAAAGAUCUCAUACUGUUACUGAAGAAACUGAAUGGAGUUCAAGUCCAGUGUGAUGUGCUUGAAAAACAUGGCCUCCAGCUCUUUAGACUAAAAACACCUGGCCAGUUCAUCAAUUCCAUCGAAACAGAUCUGGCCUACUGCAUUACUACCUCUGGCACCACCAGCAGCCCAAAAAUUGUGAGGGUGCCUCACUCUUGCAUAGUCCCUAACAUUAUCAAUAUAAGAGAGAUAUUUCAGCUUGGACCAGGUGAUAGGAUGCUGCUGACCUCCCCUUUGACCUUUGAUCCCAGUGUGAUAGACAUCUUCUGCACACUGUCCUCUGGUGCCUGCCUGGUUGUUGUUCCCAAGGAGCUCAAACAACAGCCUGAGAGAUUUUUAAAUGUUGUACAUCACAGACAAGCUGUCACAGUCAUACAGGCCACACCAGCACUACUGAGAACUCUGACCCCUCUAAGAGUGCAGAACACCAUCCUUGGACCUGAGUCACAUCUCAGAAUACUUGCCCUAGGGGGAGAACCUUUUCCGAGUGGUUCUGAUUUGCACGCCUGGAGACACAGAGAUAACACACUGACACAGUUUUACAAUCUGUAUGGGAUAACUGAGAUAUCCUGCUGGGCCUCUUGUCAACAUGUUGAUUUAUCUGGUGCACUGCAACAAGAUAAAGAAGUACCAAUUGGGAAGGCUCUAGAUAAAACUGUAUUGAAAUUGAUGUCAGAAGAUGGUGGCUUGCAAGUCACUGCUGAUAGCGAGGGUGUUAUCUGGAUAGGUAGCUCAGAGCGGGUCUGUCUUAUUGAUGAUGAAGUGGGCACCAACAGCAAGUGCCAGAUAAGAAGAGAUGCUGAUGGUAUGGUCUGGAGAAACAGUGGAGACUGGGGAAGACUUGACCGUAUGGGAAAUAUUUUCUGCUUGGGUCGACAGGAUGAUCAGGUGAAGAGACACGGAAAGCGCUUGAGCCUCUUGGCUAUUGAAAUGGUGUGUAAGAAAAUGCCUGGAGUCACAGACUGCUGUGUAUUAUGGGAUGGAACAAGGCUGAUAGCUGUCAUUAACUUGGACACAGUAAUGAAACCAGGACAUCAAAUUGAAGUUGAGCUGACCAAUGAACAACAGAAUAAACCUUUAGACCCUGGCAGCAAUGCUAGUUUUAUAACCGGCCAAGAUUUAGCCAACCAGCACAUUGAAACAAGUCUACACCAGCUUAUUACUGAAGCACUACCAGCACAUUACAUGCCAGAUUUUUUUGUCAUGCUCAACAAAAGUUUCCCCAUGACAUCACAUGGCAAACUAGACAAGAAAGAACUAUUAAAAAUAGCUGAUCACAAGAUAAAAAGUUUAUUUAGUAGUACAAAGCAGAACCCUUUGAAGAUUGCUCAAGAUGUAUGGAUGUCACUUCUUCCGAAGGUCACGAGCAUCAAGUCAUCUGACAGCUUCAUUCAUCUGGGAGGAGAUUCAUUAGCUGCAGUCAGGGCCAUUAACCUGCUAGAAGCUAACUACAAAUGCAAUAUGAAUAAACUGUUUGAUAUACUUGUUAACAGAGACUUCAAAUCUUUUGCUGAGGAAUUGUCUGAAACUUUGAACCGCCCCAACUUCAACACAUCAGACAAUGAGGGAAUGAGUCAAAACCCAGCUGUUCAUGGUGUAAACAGUCUGAUGGGGAGUAAAAGACAUGCAGCUAGUGAUGAUGUGCUGGUCAGGAAAAUGUGUAGAAGUUCUGAAACUGCCCCUGUAGUCAGCAGUUUAUCUUCAGAAGCUGAGCCACUACCCAAUGAGUUAUCCUCGGAAGGCGUACAACUUCCUCAUGUAAUAUCGUCAGUAAAAGUACCAGCAUCUAAGGUCAUAUCUUCAGAAAAAGUGCCAUUAUUGAAUGUUUUAUCUUCAGAAACAGAGCCACUACCUCAUGUGAUAUCAUUAGCAGCAGUAGCUCAGCCUAACUCCUGUUUAGUCAGUGAUUCCAAAGACAGUUCUGUAAAAAAUAUAAUUGCAAAUAGAAAAAAAGAUGUUGGUAGUAUUGAAAAUUUACUACAUAAAACUGAACAAGCCAAAACAUCGUCAUCUGUGAUUGCUAUUUCACGAGGUAACAGAAUUGUACAUUGUGAUCCAAGCUCUGUUGGGAUAACAUAUGAAGACAGUCAACAACCAGUUUAUUCUGUAUGUCCUUCAAGUGGUCAAGAGCCUUGUUCUCGUGUCUUGAAUGAUUUGGCUUUACGUUGGAGAGUAGACACAGGGAAAUGUGUGGAUGCUUCACCAUUGGUUGUCUUAUACCUGCAAACAGAUUUACAUCUAUCUUUCAUUGGUUCCCAUUCUGGCCAGUUCACUGCUGUUGAUGUAAAUACUGGCAGCUCCGUGUGGUCAGUCUUAUUGCCAGAUAGGAUAGAGUCAUCUGCCUGCAUUGACAUCACUGGCGGUAAAGUUGUAGUAGGCUGUUAUGAUGGUAACAUAUACACUUUGUGUGCCAGAACAGGGGACAUAAUUUGGACAUUUGCAACAGGAGAUUUGAUCAAGUGUUCUCCAGUUGUUAAUCCUUCAACAGGUCACGUUUUAUGUGGGUCACAUGAUGGCUAUUUAUACUGUCUGGACCUCUGUAGGAAAGUGUGUGUGUGGAGAUGCCACCUGGGUGGGGGGAGUGUGUUUGCUUCACCAGUGGUGGAUGUUCCAUACAGCUUAGUGUAUAUAGCAACACUCUCUGGAAGGGUUGCUGCCCUUGAAAUGAACACAGGCAGUGUGCAGUGGGAAACAGAGCUGAAAAAGCCAAUCUUUUCAUCUCUCUGUGUUUGUGAGAAUCAGCUGCUCGUGGGCUGUGUUGAUGGCCUACUCUAUUGCCUUGACUCUUCAGGAAAUACUAUUUGGACGUUUCUUGCACAAGGGCCAAUUUUCUCAUCUCCAGUUGUUUAUGGAUCAUCUAUUUACUUUGGGUCACAUGACCACCACGUGUAUUGCCUCUCUGUCUCAGGUGAACUCAGGUGGAAGUUUGAAACCAGCGCAACAGUUUACGCCUCGCCAUUCCCCUGCAGGCUCAGUGUGAGGUGUGGAUGUCCUAGUGACACAAUGGAAAGAACUUACCAAUCACAUGAAACAGCACAAACUGACCAAUUACCUGACACAACACAUACUGACCGAUCACAUGACAAACAUACUGACCAAUCACAUGACACAACACAUACUGACCAGCCACAUUACACACUUAUAAUUGACCGAUUACAUGAUACAACACAAAUUUAUCAAUCCCAUACUGACCAAUCAUGCAAUACAACACAAAGUGACCAGUCACAUGACCCACUUGACAAGCCUCCAACUGACAUUCUUCAUAAUAAAUUACCAUCAGAGGUAGCUUCAGUAUCUGCCCAUUCACCAUUAAUAAAAACUCUUCCCUUAAACCAAGACAGUGCAGGAACACCAGUUGUGUGCCAUUCACCACCUUACCUCUGUGAUGGUCUAGUGGUCCCAUCUACAGAUGGAUGGUUGUACAUUCUUGAUGCCUCUACUGGACAUUGCUUGACCAGGUGCAAGUUGGCAGGUGAAGUUUUCUCCUCCCCAGUGGUUCUCAACAACCGCGUCAUAGUGGGUUGUAGAGAUAACUUUCUUUACUGUUUCGAUGUCACAUGAUUGUAAUUGAAUAACAUGUUUUUGUUGUUGCUCAUGUAGUGAAUUAUUUUGUUUUCUGUAUUUAAA
Messenger RNA from Physella acuta, 4125 nucleotides. Its product is annotated as beta-alanine-activating enzyme. Lineage: Eukaryota; Metazoa; Mollusca; Gastropoda; Physidae. Gene Ontology annotation, molecular function: protein binding. The record is from RefSeq and is a predicted model, not a curated record. Gene Ontology annotation, biological process: amino acid activation for nonribosomal peptide biosynthetic process.